AUGGUGUUUAGGAGUGUCUCCCAGGACUCGCCCGUGACGUCUGCGGGGGGCCAGGUCGCCUGUUCGCAGUAUGUUAGGAGUUUCCUGGGCGGCUCGCCCGACGCACCAGCGGCUGAGGUUGUCGGGUCCCGUGCCCGCCCGGGGCGAUGCUUUGCGUCCGGCUCCGGGGGGCCUCCGCGCCCACCGGCACCGCUGGAGUCUGUGGAUCGAUGGCCGCUGGCCACAAUCGACACUCAGAUUCCCGGGGGAGCCGCCCCGCGGGAGCCGCCGUUCGUCGGCGUUGUCCGCGGGGUCCGGUCCCCCCACCCGAGGGCCGUAUGCCGCAGCCUGCCGGCGUCCGCGAGGGCGCCCGGGUUCAGGAACACCUGCGUGCGGACCGGCACUGAGGGGCUUUGUGGGGGCAAAUGGAUGGUCUCGCUGUGUCCCCCCCGGUACGCCGGGGGAGCCGCCGGGGCCGGGCGCCGCCGUGCGCCCCUUCCACCUAGCAACUACUGGCCCUCCCCUCCGCGGGGGGUGGUCGUGGGCAUCGGGUUCCCCUCCCCGGGGGCAUUCCUACCUUGGUAG
Messenger RNA from Penicillium alfredii, 564 nucleotides. RefSeq lists its product as uncharacterized. The transcript is spliced from 3 exons. Lineage: Eukaryota; Fungi; Ascomycota; Eurotiomycetes; Eurotiales; Aspergillaceae. Bases 1 to 564 code for a protein of 187 amino acids. The record is from RefSeq and is a predicted model, not a curated record.